Messenger RNA from Cyphellophora europaea CBS 101466, 1131 nucleotides. RefSeq lists its product as uncharacterized. The record is from RefSeq and is a predicted model, not a curated record. Gene Ontology annotation, biological process: macroautophagy. The transcript has a single exon. Gene Ontology annotation, cellular component: fungal-type vacuole membrane. The coding region runs from base 1 to 1131 and encodes 376 amino acids. NCBI's taxonomy places the organism in Eukaryota, Fungi, Ascomycota, Eurotiomycetes, Chaetothyriales, Cyphellophoraceae.
AUGCAGCUCAAAGCUCUUGCCAUCGCAGCCUUCGCUGCCACCGCCUAUGCCCAGGAGUCGGGCGGCCUUGUCCAGGCGCUCAGCAACGUGACGGAGCUCUCCAACUUGACGAGCUACCUGAACCUCUUCCCCGAUUUCGUUCAGCAGCUCUCGCAACUGAGCAACGUCACCCUGCUUGCACCUAGCAACGAUGCCUUCGCAGAGUUCCUCAACUCUUCGGCUGGCUCCGCGCUGGCCAACAACGACGAGGCAUUGAUCCAGGGCAUUCUGUCGUACCACGUCCUGAACGGCACCUAUGAGAGCUUCAAUGACACCGAGUUCAUUCCCACUGCUCUUCAGCCAACGCAAUACACAAACGUCACCGGCGGCCAGGUCGUUCAGGCCGUUGGAGAUGGGGAGACGGUCACCUUCUACUCUGGCUUCCUCUCCGCCUCCAACGUCACUGGCGAACCAGUAAACUUCACUGGUGGUGUCGUUCACAUCAUCGAUGCGGUGCUCAUCGUCCCUCAGAAUAUUUCGGCUACCGCCAUCGAGUCCAACCUUACCGCUGCAGUCGGUGCUCUGACUCGUGCGGAGCUUGCCCAAACUGUGAACGACCUUCAGGAUGUCACCAUCUUCGUGCCCGACAAUACCGCCUUUGACGACAUUGGCAAUUUGAUCGGCAACUUGACCACCGAUAACCUGACGGACAUCCUCACCUACCAUGUCGUCAACGGUACUGUUGCCUACAGCACUGACCUCGAGAACACCACGCUGUCGACUCUCAACGGCGAGAACAUUACCAUCUCCAUCAUUGAUGAUGAGGUGUUUGUCAACUCAGCAAAGGUCACCGUCGCCGACGUCCUUGUCGCCAACGGUGUUGUUCAUGUCAUUGAUAGCGUGCUCAACCCUGGCAACAGCACUGCUGAGCCCAAUCCUGAUGAGGAGGAGUCUGAGCCUGCGUUCGAGGGUGCGUCCAGUGCCGCCAAUGACCUGACCAGCGGUGUACCUACGCCUACUGGCACGACGAACCCCACCGACUCCGCACCUGGAGCCACCAGUUCCUCGUCAGAGGAUAGUGCUCCCAUGAUGACCGGUGCCGUUGGUGCUGCUGCUCUGUUCGGUGGUGCCGCCGUGCUCGCCAACUGGUAG